GCUUCGGCGCUGCGUGGGGGUGUUCGCCUGAUGUCAUCCGGCGGAGCAGGAGGCUGAGCUAACGGUGGUGAAACGGCUGGAGAGCACAACAAUAACGCCACCGUCCACACCGGGACACGUACCGCUCCUUCUGGGCUCCAGUACGCAGCGCGUGUCCUCUGUCCUCACCGGAGAAUAGAAGAAGGAGGAGGCGAAAGAGGAGGAGGAGGAGGAGGAGGAGGUGAAGCUGGCUAACGGACCGAAAGUACCAGAUGCUAUUCCAGCGGAGAAGGAGGACGGUGAUGGGUUCUCGCUUUCCUGACGGGUAACGUUAGACCUUCGCUUGAAAAAAAAACCCCGGCGGAGUGAGGGGGGACUCGCGUCGCCUCCUCUGCGCCUCCGCCUCUGAGACAUUUUGUCUGAAAUGCGAGAGCAGUCGCGGUCUUGGCCGUCGAGCAGCUUCUGGGCCGCAGCUCGGCGCACCGAGCCCGAAUCUGGGAAGUAGCUAGCUAGCUGUCCGCUAGCCGCAGCUGUACCCGAUGCUGCUGCUGCUAAACGGAUACGAAAGACAACACAAGCGGUUCAGGGACCUGGCGCCGAGCGAGCUAUUGUUUUACCCCACUGGACUGCGACGGGCAUUUGAGAUGUGAUGCUUUUGUGUCUCGCAUGUGAGCCUUUUGUAGCUGGAGGCUCUCGCUUGCUUGACGCGAAGGAGCUAACGUUGCUGCAAAAUGCACAGCGGAACCACAACAGCAGGCUCCUGUUGAGGGGGGCGAGGUUGGACAGAUAACAGCCCACCCUGUGUCUCUCAACACUCGGGGUCACAUUUGGACAGCGACCGCCACAUUUUCCUUCCCCCGUCACUCACCGCUUCCUCGGCUGGAGAUAUGGAUAAACUGACGAUCAUUUCAGGGUGCCUUUUUCUGGCAGCAGAUAUCUUUGCCAUAGCCAGUAUUGCAAACCCGGACUGGAUCAACACUGGUGAAUCGGCAGGUGCCCUUACGGUUGGUCUAGUCCGGCAAUGUCAGACGAUCCACGGAAGAGACCGGACCUGCAUCCCACCGCGGCUGCCCCCGGAGUGGGUCACCACACUUUUCUUCAUCAUAAUGGGCAUCAUCUCUCUCACAGUCACCUGUGGACUGCUGGUGGCAUCACACUGGCGCAGAGAAGCCACCAAAUACGCCCGCUGGAUUGCCUUCACUGGCAUGAUCCUCUUCUGUAUGGCAGCGCUCAUCUUCCCUAUAGGCUUCUAUAUCAACGAGGUGGGAGGUCAGCCGUACAAGCUGCCCAACAACACAGUGGUCGGCUCGUCGUACGUGCUAUUUGUCCUCUCCAUCUUCUUCACCAUAGUGGGACUGCUGUUUGCCGGCAAAGUUUGCCUCCCGGGCUGAGGACUUGACCGUGCCCGCCUCUGGACGGACACAGGAGGCUCUGAAAAUUUAUUGGGAUUUACAAAAACACACAAUGACUGAAAAUCAAAAACAACAAACUCUGGCAAGACGCCUGAAACAGAGAAUUCUCUGCUUAUGUGUCAAGGGACCACAGCACCACGGAGUACCUAACGACUAAAAGAUGAAAACGAAUCAACGAACAAAAUACAAGAGAGGGAUGUGGGCCCAAUGGGGUGGAGGAGUGAGAGAGAGAGAGGGCAGCUGAGGCUGUCGCAGCACCCUGCCACUGUUGAUUUAAAAUAUGGCCAUGUCUCUGUACUUGUUCUGUCUAAGGGUGCUUAAUGUGCCGCUGACAUGGCAACCGUGGCCACAAUGCUGGCGCACAUUUCUUGAGGACCACUACAGCCACUCCUCGACUUGACUCCCUACUGCCCACCCCGCCGGCCUCUGCACACAUCUGCAACGUCACGACCGCUCCUGUUGCUAUUUUUGGCUUCUCUUAGCUAUUUCAGUUGUGUGUUUUUCUGUUGUUGUACAUUUUGUGUUCUUUUUUUUUUUUCUCCUCCACCCCCCCUGCCGCCUUUCCACUGAAGUAGUUUGAGUGUAAUUGAGGUUCACUGAACUAAAUCUUUGAGGGAUAUUUGGGGGGAGGAGUUUCUGCCAGCUUGGCUUUAGAGCAGGGUUUAUUCUCGCCUGUUGCAUCACAGGGCCCCAGGUGUGGUUGGCGAAAGCAGCUGUGGUCCCAGCUGUCACGGCCGACACACAGGCUGCUGUGGACGAGAGAGGUCGGUGCAGAUGCACCCCCUCUGUAUUGUCUCCAACCAACUCCAACUCAGGAGCAGGUGACAACGAGGGGUGACCUGCGUGGGCAACACUACGUGAAGUCAAGUACCAUAAAGGAGAAUGCCACUCAAUGUAAGACCAUGCAUACUUAUUUAUAUGGACAGCAAUAAUCUAUCAAUGAGUGUAGAUGGCUAAUCCCAUGAUACUGAUGAACACCUUUUGCCAAUAACUAUUAGACUGUGAAUUUAGUGAGUAAUCACCUGGACAUAAACACCUCUUGUAUUUGUAGUUCAGGCACAAGCACAGUGACCUUCAAAGUAUUUCUCAAACAUGUUCAUCCCUGUGGUGUUGCAUUUAGGUAAACUUUUACGUUACAGCAGACAGUAUUGACAUUUACAAACAAAAAGUUGUGAAGUUAUUAACGGUGUGAAAAUAACACGUGAAUGCUGAGGAUUGGUGGUAUUCUCCUUUAAUGUCAGACAGGAAAGAACCGAGCCAGGAGCAUUUUUUUUGUCGGUGAAGGCACUGGGACUGCAGGUCAGGUCCGUGCACGGGGCUGUGCCUCAUUGUGCUGCUCUUGAGGCCUGUGAAUGUAACACACAAACACGCAAACACACAUUUACACACACAACCACCUCACUGUCUGCACCGUGUAAAUCCACACAUUAGGGCUGAAACCAAGUGUUUCACUCUUUAUUACUUACUUUGCUUAUUUUCUUCUUUAAUUGAUUAAUAAUAAUUAAAUUGUAUUUUUUCCUGCAGCCCAAGGUGAUGUGUCCACAUAGGUUUCAUUCCACCAACAGCCGAAAGAGCUACUCAAUUUAUCAUAAAUGAUAAAUGUCAUUUUUUGCUUAAAAAUGUCUGAAAUGACUAACUUUCACAAGUGUUGCAUAUUUAAUUCUUUUCUUAUAAUUAUCGAACUAAUAAACCUCAAAAAAGUGAAAAACUGCCCAUUAAAAAAACCAAAAACUUUCCCCAGGUAAUAUCCUUAGAUCCCAUCGAUUUUCUUUAAAUUCCAUUGUAAUUUUUCCUUAUUUUCUAACUUCAGGGAAAACCCAGUGAGUUGCAGAGCAGUGUGAGCUUCAGUGUGAGCUUCAGUGCAAGUCCAGUCAAAUUAAAACACGUCACACAUCUCUUCUCCAGAGCUCCAGGCUUUGCUCAGCUCACCAAACAUUUUAGCUACUCUUUUGUUCUUCAGGUGUCCAACGUUGUGUCCUCGAUCCUUAUAACAACACUAUCAACAUCCUUUUAAGAUUUACUUUUGGAAAAUAACAAAAUUCACUAAUGAUCAUAAAUACAAAAUUUAAUAUACAAACAUUUGUCAAAUAUGAAUCAAAUAUAAUCUAUAGGUAAAGCAGAAUGAUCAUAACGUGAUGAUUCUCAGUUAAGUUCUGGAGUAAAAGCAUCUUUUUUCUUAAAAGAUUUCUAAGCAAAUGUAUGGACUUGUAUUUAAGGAAUAACAAUAGCCCAGAUAAUGUGCUUCUUUCAUCUGAGCAAGUUCUCAGAUGUUACAGAUAAAACUGCAACUGAUGAUAAAAUCAAUUAUCCUUCAAUCUACUGGUCAUCUUCUCAAUAUAUCAAUAACUUACUAAAAUAGUGAAAUGGUGGUAUAACUCUCAACUUAUUAUUUUCAGAUGAAUUGAAUAUUCUGUGAAAUUAAGUCGUGUUCAACAAAGACAAACCCUCACAUUUGAGAAGCUGUAAUGUUUUUUAAUUUUAUUAAAAAAUUUAUGAAAUGAUUCUUCAGUCAAAAGAAAAGUGUUAACUCUUCUGUUGAUCAGCUAAUUAAUUACUCAACUAAUUGUUGUAGUAUCGGGUAAGAGAUAGCAAGAAGUGUUAAAGGUCCAGUGUGUAAGAUUUAGGUGAAUGGGAACUAUUGGCAGAAAUUUAAUGUAGAAUAAUUCUCAUGAUGUUUUCACUAGUUCGUUUCAUCUAAAUUGUAUGAAUUGUAGUUUUCUUUACCCAAGAAAAUGCCCUUUAUAUUGAAAUACUUUAUAUUUACAUUGAGGGGACCCUCUCUAUGGAGGCCGCCAUGUUUUUUACAUUAGUCCAGACUGGACAAACUAAACACCUUUUGAGUUUUCAUGACAACUGAAGCUACCACAGUUUCUUUUUCAUGUUUGGAAGGAGAGGAUGAGGUGAGGGGUGUUAAGCUGCAACAUGCAACUUCAACACUAGAUAUCACAAAAUUCUACACACUGUACCUUUAAAUCUAUAAUCUGAAAUAUUUCUCAUUUAUAGUAAAAAAAUAAAUGAAGAUAUGAUUUGGUUAUUGAGAUAGUUUAAGAUCAAUUUAGUUUUAACUCCCCGACAUAUACAGAACAUACAGAAAUCUCACAUGUCGGUUCAUAUUGUACGUCCUGACACGCUACUGGUUGGCAGAUCUGGUCUUAAAAGGGUGUUUGUGUGAGUGAGUGUGUGUGUGAGUGUGUGUGUGUGUGUUGAGUCAGUCACAGAGUUCAGUUGCAAAGUCGGAAGACUUGUUUAGUAUUUCUGUUUUCCUGCUCAGCUUUUCUUACUCACAGUCUGAUGAUGUAUACUGCUAAUCUAUACCCUCUGCAGUGCCCUGUCUUUGGGUGGUUCAGUAUUGUGCCAUGACAUGUUUUUGUUUAAUAAUGUACAGACACAAGAAGCAGGAUUUCUGUAUUAGGAAGCACUGUGCAUUCAACAGUAUAGGUAACAGAAGUAGAAGCACCACACAUGUAUAAAAAAGAACUUCUUACCUCAUUGUUUUUGUUUCUGCUAUUAUUUUCUAAUGGUGGCGAUGUGUGCCCUCUAAUUUGUCUCUUGCCUUGAUCGGAUGUCUACACAUAAAGCCUAUGAUCAUAGGAAAUUAUUUAUCACUGAAUAAAAAGAGAAAAAAAUGGGUGUGCGUGA
Messenger RNA from Paralichthys olivaceus (Japanese flounder), 5030 nucleotides. It is a transcript of the gene mosmoa, whose product is annotated as modulator of smoothened a. Gene Ontology annotation, biological process: negative regulation of smoothened signaling pathway. NCBI's taxonomy places the organism in Eukaryota, Metazoa, Chordata, Actinopteri, Pleuronectiformes, Paralichthyidae. The record is from RefSeq and is a predicted model, not a curated record. Gene Ontology annotation, cellular component: Golgi apparatus; ciliary membrane.